Molecule: messenger RNA, 603 nt
Organism: Triticum turgidum subsp. durum (durum wheat)
Lineage: Eukaryota; Viridiplantae; Streptophyta; Magnoliopsida; Poales; Poaceae
Source: the annotation of a GenBank genome assembly
AUGUGGGUGCAGAUCUGUGGGCUCCUGCCUAAUGCCAAGGAGGAGGGAGUCAUCCGUGGCAUGUCUCGUCUGCUGGGCAAGUUUGUGGCUGUCGAUGGUCCCUUCCUGGCCAAGGGCCCUGCCGUUCAGGUGCAGAUCAAGUCACUUGACCCCUCCAAGCUCAAGAUGAUGAUUCAGAUGUUCUUUAACAACGUCGGUUACGAUCACUGUAUCUCGGUUGAGGGUGGGACUCCCACUGAUCCCCUCAGCCUGGAUGUUGAGGGCAGAGCCGACCCUGAGCCGGGCCCAGGAGGGGGCGCUGCUCCUCGGGGCAGCCCUCGUCGCUCCUGCAGUCGCUUGCCCCACUCUGAGGCUUCCGACGACGACUCGACGGACGCUGGUGAUGCUUCACCCCAGCCGGCUCCUCCCACCCCUCGUCCACCCACUAUUUGGGGCUCGGCUCCCGCAACGACUGCGUCGGGGAGGAGCCUGAGGACGUCAAGGCCAUCGCAGCCUUGCUUGAUGAGGCUGCUACCCUCCCACCUGGUGCUACCCUACCCCCUACCUUCCUCCCUGCUCCGUUGUCAUCGUCUGAUGAGGAGGGGUGCGGGGACAGCUGGGUGA